Cinara cedri is the source of this 5220-nucleotide messenger RNA. The record is from the annotation of a GenBank genome assembly. Lineage: Eukaryota; Metazoa; Arthropoda; Insecta; Hemiptera; Aphididae.
CGAAUGCUAGUGUACAUUUGAGUUUAUUCAAGUUUACUAAUUUAAAUUAUUAUUAUUAUUAUUAGUCGUAUAUGAAAUUGAAACUGUAUCAAAAUAUAAAUUAUUUUUCGGUAUUUAUAUAUCAUUAUGGUUUUAAGUGACAGUGAUGAAGAUCGCAAGGAACGUGAUGAAUUUGCGGAAAGGCUUAAAAAAAAAGACAAAGACAGAACACGUAAAAUUGCUAUUCCUCGAUCUGGUAUGUUUGGAAUUAUCUUUUUAUUUGUUAAACGAUUAUUAUUAUUUAUCAAUAGGUUUAGGAUGCACUAAAAAAUAGCUAUUGUAUAUGCAUAAAUAUAUAAAUAUAUAUUAAUAGUAUAGUAAUAUAUUUAUAUUAAUAGUUUUACUUAUUUAUAUAUUAUUUGUAUAAUUUAACUGACAUUCAAUUUUUUAACUAAAGGUGACUGAAGAUUUUAUACUUCCUGUGAUGAGAUAGUAAAACUGUUUUGUGUGAAAAACUGUACUAUUAGGUAUUCAUAGUAGUUACUACCAUUUCACAACACAUUAAGAAGAACUUUAACUAUGUCGUGCAGUACCUUUAUAGUACUACCUCAUCAUUUUUAAUUUAAUUAUUAUGCGUCAUAUUUAUUCAUUUUUUAGUGCAUAAACAUUCAACCUUAUAAUAUAAAAAAAAAAAAAUAGAAACUUUUCUGCAAUAUUAAUAACUUUGGUAAUACUAUUAUGGAUUAAUCAAUUGAGAUUUAAUGUUUUGCUAAUAUUAUUGAUAGAAUACUGUUUUAUCAAUGCUGUAUUGUAUGUAUUUAUGACUGCUUAGUGUAUAAUACAAUGUGUAUUUUGAUUAUUUGUUUAGAUAAAAAGGCUUAUGAAGAGGCAGCAAAAAGAUUAAAAUUAGAAAAUAAACGUGAAAAGGAAACUGUCAUCCCUCGCCUCCGUAUUGAGUCUCGUCGAAAAUAUCUUGAAAAAAGGAAAGCAGAUAAAGUUACAGAACUUGAAGCUGAUAUUUUAGAUGAUGAAUACUUAUUUGAUGCCGAAGAGUAAGUUUUUGGAAUGUAUUAGGUAUGUUAAAUAUGUUUGAUAACUUACAUAUUUGGUUUUUUUUUUUUAGUUUAACGCAACGUGAACUUUUAGAACGUGAACACAAAAAGAAGUUAUUAAACCUUGCAAAAGAACAUGAAAAAGCUAGAGAGCUGGAAAAUGUACACCGGUAUCGUAUGCCUCAAGAUAUUAAAGAUGAUCAAAUGCAAUAUGAGAUGGAAGUGGAAAAAGCACCCACUACUGAACAACAAAAAUGGGAAGAAGAACAAAUGUCUUCUGCAGUUUAUAAAUUUGGAGCUAAGCGACAAGAAAAAGAACAAUAUGAAUUAUUGAUCGAUAAUCAAAUAGAAUUUAUUCAAACUGAUAAUUUGCCUGGCACACGCGAUGUAUUUUUUUGAUAUUAAUAUUAAAUAAAACAAUGUUUCUUUAAUACAUUUUUUUUUUUUUUUUACUGAAUAAUAGGAAAAACCAGAAAUUACUGAAAAACAGCGUAAAAAAUUAAACAUUGAAGAAACAAAAAAAAGUUUACCUAUAUAUAAAUUUAAAAAAGACUUAAUACAAGCUAUCAAAGAUCAUCAAGUAAUUAUUUAUUUUUUACUAAUACUUCAGGAUAUAAAUAUGUAACUAAAAUAAACAACUAUUGUUUUGCCCUUUCUUAGAUACUUAUUAUUGAAGGUGAAACUGGCUCGGGUAAGACCACUCAAAUACCACAGUAUUUACAUGAAAGUGGAUUCACUGAAGAUAAUAAAAUAAUUGGAUGUACUCAACCUAGAAGAGUUGCCGCUAUGUCAGUUGCAGCUCGUGUUGCUGAAGAGAUGUCUGUUAAACUUGGAAAUGAAGUAAAAUUAAAUUAUAUUAACAAAAUAAUAAGUAUAUACAGAGUUGAGGUCUCAAUUGAAAAUAUGAAUUAUAUGAAUUAAUAAGUAUGUAAAAAUUGAGUGCAAAUUGUCACCCUUAUUUUUGUUGUGAGACCACUACCCACUUUUUUUAUUUUUAAACGUUAACUUACAUAAAAAAAUUACUUUAAUACAGUUUUUUCAACCUUUUUGAAUCCACAGCUCUUCAGAUUUUGAAAACCAAAUUAGCGGCUCCUUUAUAAAUUAUGAUAAUAAUAAAAAUUAAAAUAAUUAAAUAUAAAAUACCCUAGUAUAUUUACUAUAGAUGCAGCUUCCUUGAUAAUAAACUGCAUUAAUACAUCAGCCUUUAGUUAAAAUUAAUAUUUUAUGAAGCCAAUGAUAUUGUAGCUAUUUAUAUUAUUAUUAGCUAGAAGUGAGUUUCUUGAAGUGAGAAAAUAGUUAAAUUUUGAUCUUUUGCCAGUUUUUGUAAAUUUUCACAUUUAAUUUUAGUUAAAGUUUAUUUGAAGUAUAGUAAUGUUUUAUGGCUUUUUUGUAUGGUCAGAGUGACUGGUACCAUUUUCUAAGCUCUUAGGUAUGCUAAAAUUUUUUAGAGAAAAGUUUGUAUUUGUGUUUACAUGAAUGUAAAUACAUUCAUAUUGUGUUAUUAAAUGUAAUGGCUGAUGAUUAGGGUGUUGGCUAUUGAUAUGCUUAUAUAUUCUGUAAAAGAAUAGUGCAUUCUGUGAUACAUGUUUCUUAUCAUGGAUUGUUCACAUUUUAAAUAGGUUUUUAACAUUUAUUACAAAUUUUAGGUUGGUUAUAGUAUUCGGUUUGAAGAUUGUACAUCAGAACGUACCAUUAUUAAAUAUAUGACUGAUGGAACAUUGCAUAGAGAAUUUUUAUCAGAACCUGAUUUAAAAUCUUACAGUGUAAUGAUUGUUGAUGAAGCUCAUGAACGUACCCUGCACACAGAUAUUUUAUUUGGUUUAGUAAAAGAUGUCAUACGAUUUAGACCUGAUUUAAAAUUAUUAAUCUCUAGUGCUACUUUAGACGCUGAAAAAUUUUCAACAUUCUUUGAUGAUGCUCCUAUAUUUAGAAUACCUGGUAAAUAUUGUUAAAACCUCAAUUUUUGUAUGGAUUUAUUUAUUUUAAAACAUUUUUUUUUGUGUAUUUCAUAGGAAGACGAUUCCCUGUGGAUAUAUAUUAUACAAAAGCACCAGAAGCUGAUUACAUAGACGCCUGUGUUGUAUCAAUACUACAAAUACAUGUAACCCAACCACUGGGAGAUAUAUUAGUCUUCUUAACAGGUCAAGAAGAAAUUGAAACUUGUAAUGAACUUCUACAAGAACGUGUUCGUAGACUUGGAUCUCAAAUAAAAGAACUAAUAAUAUUACCUGUGUAUAGUAAUUUACCUACAGACAUGCAAGCCAAAAUUUUUGAACCUACGCCUCCAAAUGCCAGAAAAGUAUAUUAUAAUUAUUAAUAAUUUUAUAAAUAAGUUAAUGGAUUAAUAAUUAUUCUUUACAGGUUGUAUUGGCUACCAAUAUAGCUGAAACUUCUUUAACAAUUGACAACAUUAUUUAUGUAAUUGAUCCAGGUUUUUGUAAACAAAAUAAUUUUAAUUCACGCACAGGCAUGGAAUCCUUAAUAGUGGUUCCAAUAUCAAAAGUAAAGUGUUUAGAAAUAAAUGCAUUAGCUUAAUAAUUAUUAUUAUUCUUUUUUAUUACCAUUAAUUUAGGCAAGUGCUAAUCAAAGAGCUGGACGAGCUGGCCGAGUUGCUGCUGGUAAAUGUUUCCGUCUGUAUACAGCAUGGGCUUACAAAAGUGAACUAGAAGAUAAUACAGUUCCUGAAAUACAAAGAAUUAACUUGGGUAAUGCUGUGCUGAUGUUAAAGGCACUUGGUAUUAACGACUUAAUACAUUUUGAUUUCUUGGAUCCUCCUCCACAUGAGACACUGGUUAAUAUAUUUAAUUAUUAAAAAAAAAAAUGUAUACUUAACAAACUAAUCAUUUAAAGGUAAUUGCAUUGGAACAACUUUAUGCACUGGGAGCAUUGAAUCACAGAGGUGAAUUAACCAAAUUAGGCCGCCGUAUGGCUGAAUUUCCUCUAGAUCCAAUGAUGGCCAUAAUGUUAUUAGCUUCUGAAAAGUAAAUGUUUUUAAUUGUAACCAGACUCAUAACUUGUAGUAUUUAAAUAUUUUAAUACAUUUAAUAGCUUACAUAAAUGUUUUUAAAAGCAUAUCAUCAUGCCUUUUAUAACAAACCUUUUUUAAAGUUACAAGUUAAGAGUCCUAAUCAUAACAAUAUUCUAAGCUUUAACAGUAGAAUUGAAUGUACCAUUAAAUGUGUAUAGUAAUUUUGUAUAAAUUAUAUUACAGUUUACAAAAAUAACCUGAUAGUUCUACUUCACUUUAAUAGUUCUACUUUUAUUCUCACUAAAACUUUAAAAAAAUAUUAAUAAUAACAACUAAUCGUAAAUUUAUUUUUAUAUUUUGCUUUAGAUAUAAAUGCUCAGAAGAAAUGGCUACUAUAGCUGCAAUGUUAAGUGUAAAUGGUGCUAUAUUUUAUAGACCCAAAGAUAAAUUAAUCUUAGCUGACACAGCUCGUAAAAAUUUUUAUUUAUGUGGUGGUGAUCAUUUGGCAUUAUUAAAUAUUUAUAAUCAAUGGGCCAAUACAGAUUUUAAUACAAACUGGUGUUAUGAAAAUUAUAUUCAACAUAGAUCAAUGCGCAGAGCUCGGGAUGUUAGAGAUCAACUAGUUGGAUUAAUGCAGCGUGUUGAAAUGGAACUCACUUCAAAUCCAACUGAAACUGUUAAUAUUCGAAAAGUAUAAACUAAUUAUUUUUUAAAAAAUGUAUAUUAAAAAAAACAUAAUAUAAUUGAACCAUUAUUAUUNGGACAUUAUCGCACUGUUAAACAUAAUCAAACAGUUCUUAUACAUCCAAAUAGUAGCUUAUUUGAAGACCUUCCUAGAUGGGUUAUAUACCAUGAAUUGGUAUUCACAACUAAAGAAUUUAUGAGACAAGUGACAGAAAUUGAAAGUAAAUGGCUGCGUGAAGUAGCUCCUCAUUAUUAUCAAGAUAGAGAACUUGAAGACAGUCUGAGUAAAAAAGUACCUAAAAAAGUAGGAAAAACAAUGGUUCAACUAAAACUUAAUUAAAUAAGUUAGUUUAAAAAUGUUAAAGUGUAUAUGUGUGUGUAUACUUUUUUUUUGAUACUUAGGUAUUUGAUGAACAUACUAAAUAAAAAAAUUAAGUAACAUUUACAGUAUAUUUAUUAUUUAUUUAUAAUUUAUUAUUAUUAGAAUUACAUCAAAAUCUGUCUUUAAUAUGAAUAAUUAUAAAGUUUAUAUGCAUG